Molecule: messenger RNA, 702 nt
Organism: Sinocyclocheilus anshuiensis
Lineage: Eukaryota; Metazoa; Chordata; Actinopteri; Cypriniformes; Cyprinidae
Product: 39S ribosomal protein L10, mitochondrial-like
Exons: 5
Coding region: 6-662 (218 amino acids)
Source: RefSeq, a predicted model, not a curated record
UCAAGAUGGCAGCGACCUUGUGUAGCAGGCUUCUCCCAAAAUCGGUCACUAUGAAGCUAUAUUGUGGAACUGGACAGCAUAAUCAUCAUCUAUCAGAGAAUACGCAACUCAUAUUUGAGGUGCUUGGCAAUGAUGGCUGGCUGCCAUUAAGCCAGAUUGUUCGUCACGGAUCCAAAGCUGUCACUUGUCACAGAAAGCCAGUACACUUUCUCAAGCAGAAGCUGAUGGCUGUCACAGAGUACAUUCCCCCAACACCUGCAGCUCCUCCUGGUGCUCUGGCUCCACGAGUCAGGCAGACUGAAGAGGAAAGUGCUCUGGCAGUUUUGUUGAGAAAAUACCUAGAAACCUUGUUUAAGGAAUUUAAGAUGAUUGCCAUGGUUCAAAACAAUGCAAUCAAUGCAGAGGACCUCAUGGUGCUGAAACACAAACUGAAAAGGCACAAUAUCAGUGUCAAGUUCUUCCCAAACCAUGUGACGAGGUCCUUUCUCAGCAACAGCAUUUACAGUAACAUGUGGCCUCUAUUUGUUGGCCAGACUGUGAUAAUUGUUAGUAAAGAGCCAAAAGUUAAAGAGAUGCUGCAAACGUUAAGGCACAGUCCUCAGAUGGUGCUUUUAGGUGAGUGUCACUGUCCUAUGCAUGAACUUGCAUUCUUAAAGGAAUAGUUCACUCAAAAAUGAAGCAUUUCUGAAAAUGUACUCACCC